CCGAAGGAACUUCAGUCUUCAGUAUCGCGCCGGACGCUGGUCAGGUGCCUCUGUAUUGCUAUUUUGUCAGUCUAUCAACAAAAGAAUGAACUCCCGUGAUGAUUAGCAUGAUGAGGAAUUAGCUGGGUGAAGUACAUGUGGAGAAUUUUUUGUCCAUUUCGUUUUGUCCGGCUCGGAAUUUACCUGAGCAGGUUAAGAGGUGAACAGGUAGCGGGACACGCGUCGCCAUGGGUUACGAGUGUUGUGGGGCUCUUCAUGUGUAGUGGAAUUAUUUUUAUUACUGCGUUUUUGGGGUUUCCGGUGGGAGGCUGAUGGAUACCGGAUUAUGAACUCGAGACUCGCGAGGAUCCACUCGUGCUCCGGCGAUAGAUACCUCCACACUGAAUCCAAUAAACCACUCCCGAGUUAAAUAAUUCAUGGAUGUCAUUGGGAGUGACUUCAUAUUUCCGGAAAUAGCGGCAAAUAUUUGUGAGCUCGCAAAAUAUUCAUUCGGGUGGCGAAAAAUUGAUAACCAAUCGCUGAAAUGAGGAGAAUUGAAUUAUUUUACGAGGCGAUCCUAGAGGACUCGGAGAUGACGUCGAGGUCAGCAAGUUGUGGGUCACGAUAUACAGGUAUAAUUCUCCUGCUCAUCAGUGUCUCUCUCGUCGAAACCCAGCCGUCGUCCUUGGAUUCCCACUCCUCAACAUCAGGAAACAGUACAAUCUUACAUAAACCGAGAGACGAAGGCAGCGCGCCUUCAUCAGCCUUGAACGAUGGUGAGCGUAAACUGCCUUUCCAAUCUUCCCCAACUCCCUCCAGUGAAUGGAUUAACAAUUCACCAGCACCGAGGAUCAACAAAGAGCAACAUUUGCCGAGUAAUCAGGAGGCAGUGGAGGCCUCCCCCGACGCCGACCUCCAACCCAUUCCCGAUAUCGAUCCCGAGAGGGUUGCUAAGCCAGCUGAACCUCCCAAGAAGCACUUAAUCGAGAAGCUAAUUGCCGACUCUCAUACACGAAGCGAAGAUAAUUCUCCGAUCAUCAAAAAUGCGAAGCCACUUCCAAUUCCGGAAUUCAGCGAGAAAGACGAAUACCCAGAUCUCGACGAGACCGAGAAAUUUGGUGAGAAAGAGCCGACGACUCCAAAGCCAAAAAGCGAUCAGGACGAGAUGAUCUCCCUGAUCAACGACACGAACGUCAACUACAAGGGGAUGAAGAAGGAGCGAGUGGACGACGUAAUAACAAAGAGCCUGAAAUUAACACAAGAGAACGCGACGAAUAUCAUCUCCCGGGAGUCCGAUAUGGCGCCCAAAUCAAAGGAUCCAAAGUCCCAGGUGGAGAUCCUCAAGAACACCACCUCGACAAAAGUAAUGAGAAUAGCCGAAUCGGAAGAGGUCGACGAGAAUAACGAGACGUCUACAUCGCUAUCAAUUCAGCCGGAACUUUCAAACAAACCGAUGAAAAAUAUCUCCGAUAAUAUUCAUGAAAACCUCGACCCGGAUGUUGACACCGUCUCGAAGAAGUUCCCCUCCGCCGAAAACAAAACCCUCUCCGGAGAAAACAGUACGGAUACAAACGAGCGAAGUUCCUCCCCCAGGGGUCGUACAAUAUCAUUCAAUAACAGCAAUCAAUUCAGUAAUGCCGAGGGAAAGGGGGGAGGCUUGACAAAGGAGAGCGCUGAACUGGGAUUCACAAAAGACUCCAGACCGUACCCUUACUUGAAAAGUAGUCCAACUAAUUCUGUGAAUACAAGUAAACCCAGGGUUUCCCCCGAGGAGAUAUCGCCGCUGGAGAAUACUAUCGGAAGAAGCUCUGAUGACAAGAAGCUAGUGAUAACAGAGCCUUCUGUUGUCAUUGAUAAUAGCAUUCAGCAGCUGAAACCGACCUACUACAAGAGAUCGGGAAACUUCUCUAAACCGAGUGAAGCUGACACCCCGACAUCUCUAGCUCCGUCUCCAGUGGAUCUGAAGACAUCGGAGACCACCGAGAGCUCCAAACCAACAGCCUCUGCUGUUUUAGAAAGCACUAGAGACCCGCGGGAUGAAGUACUCGAGAAGAAGAAUACUCUGGACGAGAGUGUCACAGACGUUAAGAAAAAUACCACCGAGUUACUAGAAUCCAGAGCAACUGAACCGAAUUUGGUACAAAAUACAACGGAAAUACCCCAAACUUCAGUGGAAAAUGUGACUACCGAUCAGACGAGUGUUUCAGGCCCAGUACUCAAGUACUCUCCUUUGAAUAUCACCGAGGGCUCCACCAAACCUUCUGAAUCAUCGCCGACAGCCCUCGAUACCAAUUCCCAAGGAUCCUCACCACAACCGUAUUCCUCAUCUCCCUCAACUACUGUCGAGGAAACUUUAGGGACUACUGUCGAGGAACUUGGCACAACUCCCCUAAUCCCCGAGACAAUUUCGUCAGUAACUUCGGUAACACAGAGAUUACCGGAUAAGACUGAAUCGGCAAGUGUUGGUGGUCGUGGAAUUGACACUGAGUCAACAACUUCAGGGGUUGAGUACGAGUUCAUUGGACUCACUGAGACUACAGCAGUGAGUUAUUCAGCUAGUUCAGAGGGAAUGGGGACAGAUGUCACGGAGUUUGGAUCUAGUUUGGGGGGAGUUUCUUCGACUGCCUCGACGAUUGAUUCGACUAGUUCAAUUAUUCAGGAUUCAACGGAUUCUGGACGUGUCAGUGAUACCUCGAUAAGAGAUGUUGAUGAAUCGACGACAGAUCCUACGACCGAGACGACUACGAUGAACAGUGAGACAUUGGAUACAACUAGUCAUACGACAAGUGUUGACAUUUCUGAGACUGAGGGAACUACUGUUAUGCCGGAGGAGACGACAUUCGUUGAUGUCACGAGCCAGAGCAACUCCGGGGAUUCUCCUGAUUCGAUGGAUUCAUCGACUGUGGGUCAUACAGUCCCUGAAAAAAUGAAUACUUCGGAUGCUGGGGAGUCGUCUACUGUGACAUCCACAUUUUCCUCGGUUACUGAGACGGAGACUCACGACCCCGGGGAUUCCACGACUAUUACGAAUACUGAGGGGGAUGGGAGAGGGGUGAGCGAACAGCCAUUUGCCCCGGAGGAUGUCAAUCUUCUUGUGAGAAUUGUCGUCGAGGGUACUUGGAACGAAGUGUGCCCACACUUGUCUGCCCUGAGGCAGUCACUCGCUGAUCUGUUGACUGCUGGAGUAGAGAAACCUGUCGCUGCUAACCAGAUAAUUUUCCAAAAAAAUCCGUGCACUGAUGGAGCUUCACAGCAAUAUUCAGCGGAAUUAGCCCUUCCAACGUUAUAUCUGUACGUUGUAGAGCAAAAUGGAAACUUUGAUACCUCAAUGACAAGAAUCCUCCCCAGUCUGUAUAGCAGAACGUCCAUAAAGUCCCAACUGAACAUCCGGAGUUUCCAGUUGGUUCAAGACACAGACUCUGGAAACGCGAUAGCCGUGGUUGUGGUUUCCUGUGUGGCUUUCAUUUGUCUCGUUCUCCUGGCCGGCCUCCUGUUCAUAAUGCGGAAACGGCAAACGAGGUUCAACUACGGCGAGAGAUGUCGACCAGUCUCGUUGGAUGCAUUCAGCCUCGAUAGUGUAUCGGCCUACAACAGUGUGAGACGAAAAGGCGCCAGCAGAGCAUCAAAGCGCAGUUAUGGAAAUCCAACUUUUGAGGAUUCGACUGCCGUUCCAUCCCACCCCCUGAAUUUCUCAGGGCUCUCGACCUUCUGCAAUGAGCAGAGCGCAAUCUACGAGGAAUACUCCGGCAUUCCCCAGGUAUCAGCCAGAAUAGACGAGCUGCCCCCCGGGGCAGAAGUGAAAAAUCGCUUCGCGAAUGUGGUGCCUCUCCCCGAGACUCGCGUCCCCCUUGCGAAGAUCAACAACGAUCCUCUGUCGGAGUACAUCAACGCAAGCUAUGUACGAGGCCCGAAAAACGCGACCAAGUAUUACAUAGCUUGUCAGGCACCUAUUGAGUCAACUGUCACCGAUUUCUGGAGAAUGAUCUGGGAGCAACAGUCGAAGGUCAUCAUAAUGCUUACUGAUCUGAUUGAGAAUGGAGUGGAGAAGUGCGCUGAGUACAUUCCACCUUCCGAAAUCACUGAUUGUCACAGACUCUUUGGAGAUUAUCAAGUCACUUUGAAAAAACGCGAGACCAAAGAAAAAUAUGCCAUCUCUACCCUUCAUCUCAAGAAUUUGGAAAAUAAUACGUACAGAGAAAUAUCCCAUAUCUGGUACCUCUGGCCAGCGAAUGGGGUCCAGACAGACGCAGCUGGAUUAAUAGCAGUUCUGUUGGAGGCCAGAGCACUCCAAAGGGGUGGCCCAGUGCCAAUAGUCGUACACUGCAGUCCUGGGACAGGGAGAACAGGCACCCUAAUUGCCUUGGAUCUUGGUAUCAGACAGUACGAAAUUACGAGGACAGUUGACGUACCGAGGGUUGUCUACACUAUCAGGCGAGAUAGGGCUGGGGCUGUUCAAACGAAGGAGCAAUAUGCAUUCAUAUACAAGGCUUUAAACCUCUACGCGACAAAACUCGCUGGUGGGGGCAUCGAGUCCACCUGAUAUUUGAUGAAAUUGGGAGCGAGGAGAGCCGAGAGCUUGAGCUAGGCAACGAUCUAAGUCAAUACUAAAUAACGAAUUAAAUUAACUGAUGGGAGAUAUCAAUCUGACAGAUGAGGUGUUGGACAACAGGUUUGGGGAGACACUCAUAGAGCAAGCCAAAUUGUUAGUAGUAUUGUCAACUAUCUGUGACAAUUUGAUAUUUUAAUUAUAGGAAUUAAAAUUAUAAGUGAUUGUAAGAGUCGGUGGUGAAGUCCCGGAGAACUGAAUACGAGUCCAAUAUUCCAGCUGGAUGAAUAAACAAUUGUCAAUUUAUUAACGUAGGAAUGAGAAGAAAAGUAGACAGAUUAUCUCACCUUGGAAAACAUAAUUUUAUGGUUUAGAAAAUUUUCUAUGGAAAGGAGCAAUUCUUCCGAAAAAUUAGGAAAAUAUUGGUGGAUUGUUCAAGACAAAUUUCUAAAUUUAAACCGUUUUUGGGAACCAUCGAACAUCUUUCCAAGAUAUGCGCAUUUAUUUUUUUCAGGGCUCGUUUUUUGUUCUGCUGCACUCCACAGCCGAAAUAUUCUUUAUACGGAGUAUAAAAAUACAGUAGUAUCGAUUAUAUUCUAUCCAAAUACGUGAGAUUACAACAGUAUGAAAAUAAAUCGACAAAUGGAAAUACCGUCGGCAUAAAAAAAGGAUAAAUUUAAAAUGAAAAAAAAAAAAGUGAUUUUACGCAAUUACGACUUGUUUAACUGUAUCGUUGUUAUUGUUACUGUACAAAAUAUAAUUUCGAUUGAGUAACGGCUCUCUAUUUAUGUACAUAAAAUCUAUGUAUUGAUUUUUACGUUUAAUUAUUAAAUUAAAAAUUGUUUUGUUAAUUUUCCUGGUGAAAACACACAAAUUGUGCAAUUAACGAUGUAACAGGGUGUGUUGGGAGAUCGAGGACAGCUGUCCCGAUUUGCCGGGCAAAAGUAAUAUAAUACACAAUUUCGAUGUGAUGAAAUACUUUAAUAUAGAGAAAUCAAUAUAAUAUAUUCCAUAUACUCAUUUUAUAGGAAACACUCAGUACUGAUAAUGUUCAGUAUUGGAACGUGAAUUACUGACAAAUCUCCAUACGUAAGAGAGCAAUUGAGAAAUUAUAAAUACCCUAGAGGUUGGCCAAAAUGUCGAUAACAGAGGGCAACUCCGUGAGGGAGUGAUGAAGCGAUGAUGAUUUUUUAUUUUCACGUUUCCAUUUGAUACACCGAGAACUCCCUCCUAAAUUUUUCCCAAAUUAUUUUAUCUCAUUUUGUCAGGCUAUUCCUCGUCGAACUUCAUCACUUGUUCCGGUAUUGCGAGAAUUAAUUAGUGGACCCAGGUGUCUACUCAUCAAAUAAAUGUAUCUAUGUAUAUAUGUAUGUAAACAAUGACAAUUACUGAAAUACGCACACGAGCGAUAAUUAAAAUUGAAUAAAUGUGGUAGAAAAGAGA
Messenger RNA from Diachasmimorpha longicaudata, 5968 nucleotides. RefSeq names its product mucin-2-like. Gene Ontology annotation, biological process: protein dephosphorylation. The transcript is spliced from 11 exons. NCBI's taxonomy places the organism in Eukaryota, Metazoa, Arthropoda, Insecta, Hymenoptera, Braconidae. The coding region runs from base 524 to 4519 and encodes 1331 amino acids. The record is from RefSeq and is a predicted model, not a curated record. Gene Ontology annotation, molecular function: protein tyrosine phosphatase activity.